Molecule: messenger RNA, 2089 nt
Organism: Colius striatus (speckled mousebird)
Lineage: Eukaryota; Metazoa; Chordata; Aves; Coliiformes; Coliidae
Gene: PLD4
Product: phospholipase D family member 4
Exons: 11
Coding region: 161-1666 (501 amino acids)
Biological process (GO): phagocytosis; hematopoietic progenitor cell differentiation
Cellular component (GO): nucleus; phagocytic vesicle; endoplasmic reticulum
Molecular function (GO): catalytic activity
Source: RefSeq, a predicted model, not a curated record
AUCUGCUGAAAAGUGUGUGCUCUGCCUCUUGUAAAUACAGUUGGAGAGAACAUCAGCCUGCAGUUCCUGCUGUAGGACAUCUACACAGGGAGAGGUCUUCCAGGACGAUUGGGGCAAAAAAGCUUCAUGAACAUCUCCAGUGUUUAAUAAGUCCUCCAACAUGAAACUAAGCAAGAACAAUCCCAAAGGCUACAAAGAGUUUCAAAUCAUAGGAGUUAUUCUGAUACUUGGUUUUGUCCUGGUGGCUGUUUACUUCGUGGUAGUUGAUCCUAAGAGAGAAGAAGCAGUUGUCAGCAUUUAUGAAGGGUUGGAGGAAGAAGAAGGGCUCUACGGAGAUCUCCCAGGAACCACGAGUGAGGAGGACACCAACAGAUCCAAUGAGUCCUGCAGCUUUGAACUUGUGGAAAAUGUUCCUUAUGACUUACCUUUUGAGAUAAAUAGCACUGCAGCCAAACCCUUGUACCAAGCCUGGAUGAGACUCCUUGAUCUAGCCCAGGAAAAGAUUCAUGUGGCUUCUUACUAUUGGUCCCUGACUGGGAAGGAUAUCAAUGUCAAUGAUUCAUCUUCCAAGCAGAUACAAAAACCAACAAACUGUGCCACGCAGGGUGAAGAUAUUCUGAAGAGGUUUGAGAGGUUACUCGCAGAGAAUGUGUCUGUGUAUGUUGCCACAAGUGUGCCAACCUUGGCUACAAACUCAACUGACCUGGAGCUCUUGGAGGAAAAAGGGGCUCACGUAAAGAAGAUUGAUUUUGGACGCUUGGCAGGAGGAGUGUUGCAUAGCAAAUUCUGGAUUGUAGACAUGAAGCACAUAUAUGUUGGCAGUGCAAAUAUGGACUGGAGAUCUUUAUCUCAGGUGAAAGAGUUUGGUGCUGUGAUAUACAACUGCAGCUCCUUGGCCAAAGACCUGUGGAAAACAUUUAGUACUUACUGGGAUGUUGGACACGCUAAUGCCACCAUCCCAUUCCCUUGGCCUCUUAAUUAUUCCACCCACAUUAACAUGCAUCAGCCUCUGGCUGUAGAAUUUAACGGGAUCCUGACAAAAGCCUAUUUUUCUGCUUCUCCCCCAGUGUUUUGCCCAGAAGGUCGCACUCGUGACCUGUUUGCCAUCACCAGGAUAAUCGGUGAGGCACAGAAGUUUGUCUAUGUUUCUGUUAUGGAGUAUUUCCCUACCAGCCGUUUUGUUCAUCCAGAAAGAUACUGGCCAGCCAUUGACAAUGCUCUGAGACGUGCAGCUUUCAACUACAGAGUCCAAAUCCGGCUUCUGGUCAGCUGCUGGACUCACUCUGACCCUGCCAUGCUCUUCUAUCUGAGGUCCCUGCGUGCCCUCAACAACCCGCUUGCCCACAUCAGUGUUGACGUGAAACUCUUCAUCGUUCCAGUUCUGAACCACACAAAUAUUCCUCAUGGGAGAGUGAAUCACAACAAGUACAUGGUCACUGAUAAAGUAGCCUAUAUUGGGACUUCCAACUGGUCAGAAGAUUACUUCACUAACACAGCCGGCGUGGGACUAAUUAUCAAACAGAAUUCAACCAACCUGCAAAGAAGGCAACAACCCAUCCAGGAGCAACUAAAACACCUCUUUGAGCGUGACUGGAAUUCCAGAUACGCAGUGAAUCUGGAAGAUGUGGAGGGACAGAAAGACUGUAACUGGAAAAGCAGAUUCUGAAGUGAGUUGCAAUACACCUUUGAAAUAGGAACAACAAAAUGAUAUUUGAGUCUCACUCCCGGUGCAAAACAAGGAGCUUCCAUCUCUUUGUCUGUCAGAGAAAUCGCUUCCUCCUGCUGUCCACAGUAUUUGAUGAUGUGGGAAUUUCUCAUAGCUGACUCUGUUUGGAAAACCACCAGUCAGUGUGUGACAUUUCCUUUUUUGUGUGUGUGUGAUUACCUCAUCCCAGAGUUAAUGAAAUGCACAGUGUUGUGUGACAAGCUGUCUGAUAUUAAAGCAAGGAUGGAAGACACAACCAGAUCUUAAUACAUCAGAGAUGCAGAUCAUCAUUGCUGUGAUAUUUCUCUCAGGAAGCUGUGUAUUUCAACCUUCGUAUUCCAUUAACAGAGUUUACUUACAUGUGUUUAGUAUGUUUUAAUAAAC